AUGGCAUCAUCUUCAAGUGCUCGCCGAAGACUCUUAUGUGGUCCUGAGGACCCCUCCGUAUUAUAUUUUCAGAGACAACACGUCUCUAACAAUAUAUGGGCAGGAGUACCAUCAGAAGACGUACGCUGCAGAAGAUACGAAGGAAUCAUAUGGGAUGUUCCCAUACAUCCUCGUGUUUUGGCGGUAAUAGAUGAGAUGGGGUUCGGCGGGAUAUUGAGGUGUGUCGGUGAAGCGACAGUGACAUUAGAAGACGUGGAGGUCUUAUGGGGCCUCAAAGUUGACGGUGAUGCUCUGACGGGUUAUAUCCCCACUAAGGAUGUCAACUAUUGGAAGACAGUUUCUCUGGAUUUUCUUGGCUUUAUUCCAGAUGCAGUUGAUCUGAAAGAAAUGACCUGGAAGCAGACAAGUUUAUCAAAUCAACUGAGGAUUGAGUUGAGUGAUGACCACGGCCAGUACAUAUACGUUCAACGUGCUCGUGUUUAUUGUCUGUUGUUACUUGGUGGUCUGUUGAUCCCGAACGCCUCCGGUAAUAAAAUUUCAUUCUUCUACCUUCAAUUUUUCAUGGAUGUAGAACGAUGUGCUAGCUAUAGUUGGGGUGGUGCGACUCUUGCCUGCUUGUACCACAAUCUAUGCGAAGCUGCACUUGCUAAGAGGACCGAUGUCGGGGGAGCUCUUACUUUGUUACAGCUGUGGGCUUGGGAGAGAAUCCCAAUUAUUAGACCGAAGAUGCUAAAUCCCGUGCCUAUAGACGACGUACCAUGUGCAAUCGCGUAA
Messenger RNA from Salvia splendens (bonfire salvia), 774 nucleotides. RefSeq names its product protein MAIN-LIKE 1-like. Gene Ontology annotation, biological process: meristem development; meristem maintenance. The transcript is spliced from 2 exons. The record is from RefSeq and is a predicted model, not a curated record. Lineage: Eukaryota; Viridiplantae; Streptophyta; Magnoliopsida; Lamiales; Lamiaceae. The coding region runs from base 1 to 774 and encodes 257 amino acids.